This is a messenger RNA of Rhodotorula graminis WP1, 1817 nucleotides long. RefSeq lists its product as uncharacterized. NCBI's taxonomy places the organism in Eukaryota, Fungi, Basidiomycota, Microbotryomycetes, Sporidiobolales, Sporidiobolaceae. Bases 1 to 1737 code for a protein of 578 amino acids. The record is from RefSeq and is a predicted model, not a curated record. The transcript is spliced from 2 exons.
AUGGCCAGGCCGCACCAGUACCUGCACCCAACCGCCGGCCCCAACUCGAGCCCGUCCGCCUCGCCCGCGCUCUCGUCGACCUCGUCCGCGGCGUCGUCCCACUUUGGGUUCCGCCGCUACGCCUCGACCAACUCGCUCGCCACCUCGAGCUCGACCUCGUCCCCCUUCCCCUCGCCACGCCCGCACGACCUCGCCAAGAGCGACGCCGCCGCCGCCGCCCCGCCGCGCGACUACUUUGAUCAGCAGCUCGAGGCGGCGACCGACGGCAUGCGGCCACACUCGGGCGCGAGCCAGUACGCGCAGCCUGGCCAGUACUACACGCACGCCCCACCAGGCUCGACCUUCGCCCAGCAGCCCCGCAUCAGCUCGCGCACCGCGCCACCUCCCGGACCCCCGACGGCGAUCUUUGCCCAACCUCCUCCGCCGCGUGGCUACUCGCCCGCCCACGAUGCGCGCGCCCAGCACGCCCACCAGGGGCGUCAGCCUCGCCCGCCGUCCCAGCUGCAGCAGCCGCACAAGCUCUACCGCCGCGGCGACGACGACCAAGUUCGCCCGAGGUCAACUAUCGGGCCGGCGCGCCCGUCGUCGCGCGUCCUCCCAGGGCAGCACUACGCACGUGCGCCCGGCCCGCCGCCGCACCUGUCGUAUGGCGCCCAGGUCCAGCGCGCGCCCGAGCCGCCGACCUCGCCAACAUGGUCCAACAGGUCCGGACUUUCCGGCACCUCCGCCUCGACCACCUUCACUUUUCCAGCAGCGCAAUCUCUCUCCCUUCCUCCUACGCCUUCCUCGCCGUCUUUUCCUCGCGGCAUGCACGCCCCUCCUCCCCGUCCUCGCGACUCGACGUCGUCGCCUUCCUCGUCGACCUUCCCGCACGGCAUGCAGGGGCCUCCUCCUCGUUCGCGCGCCUCGUCGGCGUCGCCAGCCCGCUCGUCGGCACCUCGUCCAUCACCUCCUCCCCCUGUACCUGCGCCUACCGCCCUCUCUCUCGGCCCGCCGUUCGACGUCGCCGACUGGACCUCGCCGUCGCUCCCGUCGGUCGUCUCGCCGUCGAUGUACCUGUCGUGGCAAGAGUCGCCGCUCGAGAAGCAGCGCGGGUUCGAGACGGUCUUUGUCGACGCGCAGGCGCGGCGCGUCGUCUUUGUCGCGCGCGAGUACCGGCGAGGCGAGGACGGCGUCCUGAGGCGCGAGUCGGCCGGCGGCGCGUUGGCCGAGGACGGCAUCCUGUGGCCCGAGUGGCACGACGGGCUCGGGCCGUCCGAGGGCGCCGAGGCCGGCCAGGCGCGCAACGAGGCCGAGGGCGUCGAGUGGCUCCUCCUCGAGGUGCCGACCGCCCAGCAGCGCGAGCGCGGGUCGGACCAGCUCAAGAAGGUCGGGCUCGUCACCGAGCAGACGCUGUUCCUCCAGCAGGGGCGCAAGAUCCGGUGGAGCAAGUUCUACCGCCGCGCCAUCUUUGGCAACGCCGAGCCCCUGUGGAAGGGCGUCGGCGGCGGCAAGUACCGGUGGGUCAAGCUCAAGGACCCGAGCUGCUUCCAGCUCGUCGACGACAAGACGCGCGAGGUCGUCGUCAGCGUUCGCGAGCAGGUUGGCAAACCGACGCAGCUCAUCCUCUCGGCGCUCAUCCUCCCCUCGAUCCAGCCCGUCGUCCUCACCCUGCUCCACCGCGCCUACGCCAUCGCCAAAAAGGCGCGCGCCUCGGAUCAGCGCGUCUGGGAGGAGGAGGAGGUCGUCGCGUGGUGACUUGGAGGAGGGACUGGACGAGGAGCUGGGCGGGCGGGCGGAACGGACACUCGAGGCUCGACCUCACCUUUUGAUACCCC